AUGUAUCAAUUAUUAUGGAUAGUUUUCUUACUAAUUGUAACUUGUCAAGCCAACUAUAUCAAUCAGUUUGCUGUACAUAUUAAAGGAGGUAGAGAAGGAUUAAACAGAGUGUUAAGAUCUACAGGAUUAAUCAACAAGGGACAGAUUGGAAGUAUAGAUGAUCAUUAUUUCCUUGAAAUCCCCAAUAGACAACGUCGUUCUGCUACACACAGUCCAGAACAUCAUGCCUUAUUAUCCAAUCAUCAAGACGUUCACUGGUUUGAACAACAAGUUCACAAACCCCGGUAUAAACGUGAUUUAAUCAAACCUAAUCCCAAUGCUGAUGAAUUUAAUGAUUCCUUGUAUGGUGCUCAGUGGUAUUUGCAUGGUGGUGGUAGAGGAGGAUUUGAUAUGAAUGUAAUACCAGCAUGGCAGAAAGGAUACUCUGGACGCAAUGUAGUUAUUACUAUUUUAGAUGAUGGUAUUGAACGCAAUCAUCCUGAUUUACAACAGAACUAUGAUCCGUAUGCAAGUUAUGAUGUUAAUGAUCAUGAUAAUGACCCGAUGCCAAGAUAUGACCCUACAGAUGAAAACAGACAUGGUACAAGAUGUGCUGGAGAAGUAUCAGCUGUAGCUAAUAAUACAGUUUGUGGUGUUGGUAUAGCUUUUAACUCUAAAAUAGGAGGUGUACGUAUGUUAGAUGGAGAAGUAUAUGAUGCUGUAGAAGCAGCCUCACUAAGUUUUAAUAGUACCCAUAUUGAUAUCUAUAGUGCUAGCUGGGGACCUGAUGAUGAUGGUAGAGUAGUAGAUGGACCAGGUCCACUAGCUAAGAAAGCUUUCAUUAAUGGAAUUGCUAAGGGUCGACAAGGAAAGGGAUCUAUCUAUGUAUGGGCUAGUGGUAAUGGUGGGAAUGCUCAAGAUUCAUGUAAUUGUGAUGGAUACACUAAUAGUGUUUAUACAUUAUCAAUAAGUAGUACAUCAGAACAUGGUUCUAAACCUUGGUAUUUAGAGGAAUGUUCUUCAACUCUAGCUUCAACUUAUAGUAGUGGUUCCUAUAGUGAAAAACAAAUAGUUACUGUUGAUUUACAUGGUCGAUGUACAGAAACACAUACUGGUACAUCAGCUUCAGCACCAUUAGCUGCUGGUGUUGUAGCUUUAGUAUUAGAGGCCAACCCCUCUCUAACAUGGCGAGAUGUACAGUAUAUAACAUUAAUGACAGCUAAUCCUAAACCUAUGGUUGAUGGUAAUUGGAUUGUUAAUGGUAUGGGUAGAAAAGUUAGUACAAGAUAUGGAUAUGGUUUAAUGGAUGCGUCUGCUAUGGUAGAUUUAGCUGAAGUGUGGACUAAUGUACCUGAACAACAUAUUUGUGAAGUAUUUGCCAGUGCUAACAACAUUCAACUAGAUGGUAGUAAAUUUGUAGGAUAUAUAGAUACUAAAGCUUGUGAUGGUUUACCUAACAAUGUCAACCAUUUAGAACAUGUACAAGUCAAAAUAUCUUUACAUCAUAAAAAACGAGGUGAUGUCAUCAUUCAUAUUAAAUCACCAAUGGGAACCAAGUCAUUGAUGUUACCAAGGAGACCAAAUGACAGACAGGAAGGAGAGUUUAAAAGCUGGCCAUUUUUAUCAGUCCACUUUUGGGGCGAAAACCCAACCGGAAUUUGGACUCUAGAAAUUGAAGAUGCUAAAACUUACAAUCCCCAUGGCUCAACUGGAGGUGUGUUGAAAUCCUGGUCCAUUAUAUUACAUGGUACUGAAAAAGAACCAGUGAAUCUGAAAAAUGGAACUCCAGUAGUUGCACCUGUUACUACUGUUGCUUCAACUACCAAGCAAACAUCUUACACUGGACCACCGACAUCACCAACACCGGUCAUCUGUCAUUCAGAAUGUAAAGGAAAUUGUACAGGUCCUAAACCAACAGAGUGUAUUGAUUGUAAAAGUGUUAGAAUAGGUUCUACUGGGGAAUGUGUGAAAUCGUGUGAUGAUGGUUACUAUCAAAAUUCUGAUCUAUGUUUGAAUUGUCAUGAUACAUGUAAAACUUGUAGUGGUCCUACAUCAUCUGAAUGUAUUACCUGUCCUACUAAUAGAUAUUUUACUGAAAAACAUCAUAUUUGUGUAGAAGAAUGUUUACCUGGCUAUUACAAUGUGGAAGGUAAUUGUCUGCGGUGUUCUAAACAUUGUAAAGAAUGUACAGAAAAAGAUCAGUGUACAGCCUGUGUCAAGAACAUGGAAUUAUUUGGUACCAAAUGUGUCCGAGCUGGUUCCAAACCUCAUAUACUUAUACCUGAUUCUAUGCAAGGAAUAGUACUUGCAUUAGUUAUAUUAUGUGUCUUCCUAUUAUGUUUUGUUAUAAUGAUAGUAUUUUUUAUGUAUGCUAGGAAUAAGAAUUUAUUUUGUUGGUCUUAUAGUUAUGAUAAAUUACCUUGUUCCGAUGAUGGGGUAAUGCCUGUUAGUAAAAGUGAUUAUUAUGAUGAAGAUGAUAUCUCCGCUUAA
Molecule: messenger RNA, 2469 nt
Organism: Lottia gigantea (owl limpet)
Lineage: Eukaryota; Metazoa; Mollusca; Gastropoda; Lottiidae
Exons: 16
Coding region: 1-2469 (822 amino acids)
Biological process (GO): peptide hormone processing
Cellular component (GO): trans-Golgi network; Golgi membrane
Molecular function (GO): serine-type endopeptidase activity
Source: RefSeq, a predicted model, not a curated record